Teleopsis dalmanni is the source of this 1048-nucleotide messenger RNA. RefSeq names its product interferon regulatory factor 2-binding protein 1-like. The transcript has 3 exons. The record is from RefSeq and is a predicted model, not a curated record. Gene Ontology annotation, molecular function: transcription corepressor activity. Gene Ontology annotation, cellular component: nucleus. NCBI's taxonomy places the organism in Eukaryota, Metazoa, Arthropoda, Insecta, Diptera, Diopsidae. Bases 189 to 866 code for a protein of 225 amino acids. Gene Ontology annotation, biological process: regulation of transcription by RNA polymerase II.
UCUCGGGAAAAAAUUUUAUAUGAUUUAUAGUUUUCUCAACGCCACAUCCGGCCGUUUCGCUGGGCAAUUCGACGCCUCCAGCCUUACCAACGUCACAACCACAACCUCUACCACAGUCAAUAGCACCACCACCUCUACCACAAUUAUCAACAACAGCCUGUUCAGUUACACAAUUAGCACAAAGUCCGAUGGCUAAUUUAAUGUCAAUUACAGAGACAUUGCCGCCAGGUAGUCCACGCAAUGGACCCAGCCCACCAGGACCUCCACCACCGCGUACAGCUUCUCGCGGUAGCCAACAUUCACCGAAUAGUUCGGCAGGCUCAUCAUCCGGUCGUCGUUCUUCUGGUUCUCGUCAUGUUUCUAGCACAACUGUUACCAGUUCGGAAGUGCAAUCAAAUCAGCCAAAUGCUCCACAAGUUGGCCCUGGUGGCUCAGUUAAUGUAAGCAGUGGUGGGGGUGCAGGACCAUUGCCACCCGGUGCUAACGGCGGACCAGAUGCCGGUACUGGACCCAGCGGUAGCAAUGGCACAGGACAGUCAGCUCCUGGCAUGAAUUCAACAGCAACAGCUCCAGGCGCUGCUGCACCUACUUCAGCACAAAAUGCCACAUUGAAGUGCACAUUAUGUCAGGAACGUUUAGAGGAUACACACUUUGUGCAGUGCCCCUCGGUUAAUCAUCAUAAAUUCUGCUUUCCCUGCAGUCGGGAGAGUAUUAAGAGACAAAAUGGUCUCGGUAAUGAGGUGUAUUGCCCAAGUGGUGAUCGUUGUCCCUUAGCAAAUUCCACCAUACCAUGGGCAUUUAUGCAAGGUGAAAUCACAACAAUAUUGGGUGAAGAGGUUAAGGUGAAAAAAGAACGUGAGUCUUAAUGUCCAUUUUAUUGUAAGAAGCUACGACGAGCUUUGGAGAAGUUUUAAACAGUUUCAAUACAACAACAAAGCGAUAACAAUACUACUUUAACAACGAGCAUUUUCAAUAUGAAAUGUUUGCAGUUUUAACUAACAUAUCCCAGGAGUCUGCCAACAUAUGGCAACUCGAACAUUUUAUUCAG